UAUCUAGCUAGUUUCCAGUUUCCACAAUGGGCAAAACCUCUAGUUCAUCCUCGUCAUCGAUUAGCAGUAACAGCAAGGACCCAGCUUUCUCAACCGCAUCUUCUCUCAAACACCUUCCUACAGAUCUAAGUCUUGGACUCAGCAUUUCACCGAUCCCACAUCUCUACCCUUGUAUUUCAAGGGGGGCACCUUCGGAUAAUAGGCCGCUGGUAAGCAGUUCACGUGCGGCUGAAGUAAAUGAUUGCAGCCUCUUUGUAAAGGUGUACAUGGAAGGGAUUCUAAUAGGCAGAAAACUAGAUCUAUUAGCUCAAGAUGGCUACCACGAGUUAAUAAAGACGCUCGAGCACAUGUUUGACACCACUAUUGUCUUGGGCUCUGAGAUGGAGGAAGUACUUCAACCUGCAGAGAGACGAUGGCAUGUGCUAACCUAUGAAGACGACGAAGGGGACUUGAUCAUGGUUGGAGAUAUCCCUUGGGAGAUGUUCUUAUCCACCGUAAAGAGAUUGAGGAUCACCAGAAUAGAUGCAUUCGGGUGUUAAAUGCGCGUAUGAUUAUCAUGUAUGUAUGUAUGUAUAUUAAUUGACCGCGAUGGACGAAGCAUUUUUUUCCAGCGUGCUGUUCUGCUGUAAUUCCCAUUUUUAUUUUCAUCCUAUGAUUGUGACUAUGUACUAGUGAUCGCUGAUCGCAUCAUAUUGAAGUUGUGCGAGUGGUUACAAUUUUGAAAGUUAGAUUAGUACGAAACAGGUUCAACCCCGAGCC
Prosopis cineraria is the source of this 759-nucleotide messenger RNA. RefSeq names its product auxin-responsive protein IAA20-like. The record is from RefSeq and is a predicted model, not a curated record. The coding region runs from base 27 to 539 and encodes 170 amino acids. The transcript has 4 exons. Gene Ontology annotation, biological process: regulation of DNA-templated transcription. Lineage: Eukaryota; Viridiplantae; Streptophyta; Magnoliopsida; Fabales; Fabaceae. Gene Ontology annotation, molecular function: protein binding. Gene Ontology annotation, cellular component: nucleus.